Molecule: messenger RNA, 1208 nt
Organism: Vitrella brassicaformis
Lineage: Eukaryota; Vitrellaceae
Source: the annotation of a GenBank genome assembly
GCAGCCACCGUCUACGGCCCAUCCAUCCAUCAUCACAGACACAAAUUUCUCCCUCUCUCUUGGUGUGGUUCAGUCCGUCCGUCACCGGACGAUGGCCAGCAGCCGCAGCUCAACAAAAGCCGGUCUGUCGUAAAAGUACAUGCCCGGCGGCAACACAAUGCGACGCACCUCACCCACACUACACACAUAAUCACACAGACAGACGAACAAAGAAAGAGAUGGAGUGAGUGUGUGCAUCUCUGCCUCCCUCCUUCCCUCCCUCUCCUUACCGCAUGUGUGUCAUGGCUUCCCUCUCCCACUCAGCCGACAGCUCAGACACGCGGAUCUCAUCCCCACGGUCCUCCCCUCUGUUCGGGCUGCACAAGAGUCACUGAAUGCAUUCACUCACCCCACCCCACCCACCGAACCGAUUGACAGCUCCUUGCUUACCUCACCUGUCAAAUGCGUCCAGCCAUUCUAUCUGGUCGAACUUGACCGUGGAAUCAAGGUUCGGUGAGGGCCCCGAGCCCUCGGUGACUAUGCGGUAGCUCACACCAGAGGGCAGCGACGCGAAAGGCUCACUCUCACCAGCCGAAGUCGACAUCAAUAUCUCUGACGUGCGUCUGUUGGAAUGAAUGAAUGGAUGACGGACAUUCACUGGAUGAGGUUUGUUAUCAGCGUGGCAGCUCACCUUUGAAGUGGAUGGUGUCCUUGUUUUGUUGCCUGAACGCGACAGACAGACAGACAGCAGCAGACAUGUACAGACAGAAAGGCCAGCGCAUUCAUUUAGGUCAGUGAUGAGCGCAUCACUCAGUGCGUCAGUGACUGUUGGGCCUCCCUUACCUCCGAUGUCUGUCAGCUCAACGCCCCCGCCACCCCACCGCAGCAGUCGAGAGGACGACUGACUCGAGGGACUCUUCUCGCCCUCUUGUCGGCCGAGUGCCUCACUCUCGCAACGCAAGGCGCACAAACAAAACGCCGCACUUCGGCCUCUCGUGGGGCUAUAGGGUAACAAACCCCUUGACCCCUCGUCAAACCCUGUAGCCAACGGCCCUUUCACACCCUUUGGCCCUCCGGCUCUUUCGGUUUUUGAGAUUGGCUGUGUCCUCCUUCCCUUCCCUUCCCUUUGUUGUGUGGUCGGCCCAGCCCACACACGUGUCAGGCGGGGCGGCUGCUGGCGGCACUGACACGUCAGUCAGGUCAGUGAGUGUGUGAGGCGCCUCGAGCAU